UCACCGGCCCGAUCAGAGAAUCGCUGAGAAGAAAAAAUGGCGUCCGCGAUUUAUCUCUCUCUCUCAAAUGUAACAACGCCUUUGAAAUCGACCUCGCUCCACAAGUCUAAACUCACUCCACUACAUCUUCGUCUUAUCUCUUCCUCUUAUGCUUCCUCGAAUCGCGAAACUUCUCUCGGAUUGCGUUCCAGUUUCGACCGAGCUACAGUUCCUGUUUCGUGUAGGCGCCGGUUUGACUUCCUCCCUCGUUGCGGCAUUUCGUCGAACGACUUUCCUGCGGAGAGAAAGAAGAGCUUCGGCGAGUGGGUUGAGUUUGUGGGAGAGGCGGUCUCGACUGCGUUUCCGGUAUGGGUUUCUCUGGGAUGCUUGUUGGGGCUUAUGAGACCAAGUACUUUCAAUUGGGUCACUCCCAAUUGGACCAUUGUAGGUCUUACGAUCACGAUGCUCGGAAUGGGAAUGACUUUGACCCUCGACGAUCUUCGUGGCGCGUUAAAGAUGCCCAAACAGCUCUUCGCUGGCUUUCUCUUGCAGUACUCGGUCAUGCCAUUAUCAGCAUUUCUAGUGAGUAAGCUCUUGAAUUUGCCAUCGCAUUACGCAGCUGGUCUCAUAUUGGUUGGUUGCUGUCCAGGCGGUACGGCAAGUAAUAUUGUCACGUACAUUGCGCGUGGAAAUGUCGCACUAUCAGUGUUGAUGACAGCAGCUAGCACUGUUUCAGCUGUGAUUAUGACACCGCUUCUUACGGCCAAGCUUGCCAAGCAAUAUAUCACAGUUGAUGCCCUUGGAUUACUAAUGUCGACACUACAGGUGGUUCUUCUCCCAGUUUUGGCCGGGGCAUUUCUGAACCAAUACUUUAAAAAGCUGGUGAAUUUUGUUUCCCCUGUGAUGCCUCCAAUUGCGGUUGGGACCGUUGCAAUUCUAUGUGGGUAUGCUAUUGGUCAGAACGCGUCUGCAAUACUCAUGUCUGGGAAACAGGUAGUACUGGCUUCUACGCUUCUUCACGUCUCUGGAUUUCUCUUUGGGUAUCUGUUUUCAAGAUUACUUGGAAUCGAUGUGGCAUCGUCCAGAACUAUCUCAAUCGAAGUUGGCAUGCAGAACUCGGUGCUUGGAGUUGUUCUUGCGACACAACAUUUUGGGAAUCCGCUCACUGCAGUACCGUGUGCUGUUUCUAGCGUCUGUCACUCGAUCCUUGGUAGCAUGUUGGCUGGAGUUUGGAGACGCAGUGCACCAAAGCAGAUUGAAAACUGAAAAGAGAAAAAAAUGGGUACUUCAUGGAGUUUCUCACUGUUGCUCAAAUUCGACAGUGAUAUUAAAGGUUUCUGAAUAAAAGGAUUAUGUCGUGUUUUGUUCCGAUAUGGUGAAAUUACCUUGGAAUGUUUUGUUUUCUUAAGUAUCAAGAUGUCUUCGUGAUCUAUGAACAAUAAUCAUUUUGUUGUAGCAAAGCAACGAGGUUAAAAAAGGCUAUUUU
Messenger RNA from Eutrema salsugineum, 1465 nucleotides. Its product is annotated as probable sodium/metabolite cotransporter BASS1, chloroplastic. Bases 37 to 1245 code for a protein of 402 amino acids. The transcript is spliced from 7 exons. Lineage: Eukaryota; Viridiplantae; Streptophyta; Magnoliopsida; Brassicales; Brassicaceae. Gene Ontology annotation, cellular component: membrane. The record is from RefSeq and is a predicted model, not a curated record.